Messenger RNA from Phytomonas sp. Hart1, 873 nucleotides. The record is from the annotation of a GenBank genome assembly. Lineage: Eukaryota; Euglenozoa; Kinetoplastea; Trypanosomatida; Trypanosomatidae.
GCUAAUUAAUCAAUAUAUAUAUAUAUAUAUAUAUAUAUAUAUGAAAGUAUAUAGGAAGAUAUAUUGUUUCACAUAUUAGUGAAUAACCAGAGAGAAUCCCUUUCUGCUCAAUGUCUUUUGAUGAUAGUGAAACUCGACAUUAUCGGCGAUACCGUGAUUAUUACAAAUAUGUGGAAAAAAGGGAUCCUUUUUAUGAUUAUGGACCUUUCCGUAUUGUAACAAUUUUGAUGGCAGUUGUAUUCUUCAUCGUUUUAUUUAUUGGCGUUAUGUUGCUGCUUUUUUACGUGUCAGAUUUUUUUGAGGAGUACUCAUCGUAUUCGAAAAUCAUUCUACGGAGACUUAUCGUGGCCGUUUGUCUUAUACAUCUUCUCAUUAUGGCAAUAGAUCAGCUCAGCUGGUGGCGUUCUCUCAUAAGCUUAUUAGCAAACGCGUUGUAUUGGAACUUUGUCCGUAGGUUUCCUCCAGGGCCAAGUGAAAAUGUUAUUAUUUUCCUUGUUACUUUAUUUAGCGUUGCGGUUGAAUGCAUUGCUUGGUGGUUUCUGCUUGUUGGAUUUUCGUCUACUAGCAUGUUAACAAUGAGUCCAUUUUUUAUUCUUCUUUUGAUUGUGCCCCUAGGGUUGCUCAUGUCAUGCUUGGUGGAGGAGUCAUGCUUGCCGGCAGCGGGUGGUGGCCACAGGUCCGACUACGGCAACCUCGAUGGUGCCAUUGGGAGACAUAGAGGUCUUGUCCACCGAAAAACCAUUUUUAACACAAUUGCAGAGCUGUUCAAAUGAUAACGACUAUCGUAAUUUCGUUAAAGAUAGUUUUGAGAUUUAUCAACUCUACUAAUUAUCGAACUUAAUUUGUGAAAAUGCAGAGGUAACUGUGACACAA